This is a messenger RNA of Danio rerio (zebrafish), 6174 nucleotides long. RefSeq names its product collagen, type V, alpha 2a (gene col5a2a). Gene Ontology annotation, cellular component: extracellular region. Gene Ontology annotation, molecular function: extracellular matrix structural constituent. NCBI's taxonomy places the organism in Eukaryota, Metazoa, Chordata, Actinopteri, Cypriniformes, Danionidae. The record is from RefSeq and is marked provisional.
UCUUCAUGGUGCAGCGAUAACCUGGACUCUUUUUGUCCUUCCUCUUCCCCAUUAUUUGCACACAAGAACAGCUCAUGUCUUUGAUAUGGGCAUGAUGAUCUUUGAGCCUUAUAGGACUGUCCUGUUUCUGGCUUUAUCUGUGACUCUUUUACAAUCCGUGAGAUGCCAAGACGGUGAGGAUGAGUUGAGCUGUACAGAGAACGGGCAGGUGUACACAAACAGAGACAUCUGGAAACCUGAGCCAUGCAGGAUCUGUGUUUGUGACAGUGGAACCAUCCUGUGCGAUGAGGUACAAUGUGAUGAGGUGUCGAACUGUGCAAAGGUAGUGAUCCCACCGGGAGAGUGCUGUCCGGUCUGCCAGGGCGAUGCAGCUGAAGGUGGCAAUGGCAGACCAGGAGGCAGAAUCGCCAAGGGCCAGAAAGGGGAACCUGGAGUUGUACCACAUAUCGUUGGAAUAAGAGGUCGUCCUGGACCAAUGGGGCCUCCAGGAGCACCAGGGUUUAGAGGAGACAGCGGACCCAAAGGUCGACCUGGUCUUAGAGGUCCCCCUGGUUAUGAUGGAGAGCCUGGUAUUCCAGGACACCCAGGAGAGCCAGGACCUCCAGGACCUCCUCCCGGAGGUGAGUUGGCUUCACAUAUGGCUGGAGGAUUUGCUGACAAAAUGGGACCCCAGGCACUAAUGCCCGGUGUUCGGGGAGAAGCAGGAACAAGGGGACCACCUGGGCCGAAUGGGUCACCAGGACCUUCUGGACCACAAGGACCUCCUGGUGAUGUAGGAGAUCCAGGGCCAAUGGGUGGCGCUGGGCAGAGGGGACCAGAGGGUCCUCCGGGAAAGCCUGGUGAAGAUGGAGAAGCAGGUACUCCAGGAAGUGCAGGAGAAAUGGGAUUCCCUGGAUCUCCGGGAGGAAGAGGAUUUCCAGGGACACCGGGGCCCCCAGGCUUAAAGGGCCACAGAGGUCACCAAGGUCCAGAUGGUCUUAAAGGAGAACGUGGAGCUUUGGGAUCCAAGGGUGAAUCUGGUGGAUCUGGUCCAAUGGGUGCUCCUGGUCCUAUGGGUCCCAGGGGAAUGCCAGGAGAAAGAGGACGCCCAGGUCCAGGUGGCGCAGCGGGUACACGUGGUGGUCAAGGAAACAUGGGAAAACCAGGCCCGAUGGGUCCUAUGGGAAUUAAUGGUGCCCCAGGUUAUCCUGGAUCUCCAGGCAUGAAGGGUCAACCAGGACCUACUGGUGUGAGGGGACCAGAGGGACCACAGGGACAAAGAGGAGAAACAGGACAUCAAGGCAGAUCUGGACCAACAGGACAACAAGGCCCUAUGGGCACUGAUGGUGGUCCAGGUUCCAAAGGCCCAGUGGGAGUUCCUGGUCCUCAGGGUCCCGUUGGUCUACUUGGGCCAACUGGCCCACCAGGUCCUCAGGGAAGCACUGGACAGCCUGGGAUCAAAGGUCAAUUGGGAGAUUUAGGUGUUGCUGGAUUUAAAGGAGAGGCUGGACCUAAAGGAGAACCUGGUCCACCAGGAUCACAGGGAGUACUUGGACCUCAGGGAGAGGAGGGAAAACGUGGACCCAGAGGAGAUCCUGGUUCUAUUGGCCCACCUGGACCUGUUGGUGAGAGAGGGGCACCUGGAAACAGAGGCUUUCCAGGUCAAGAUGGCUUACAGGGUCCAAAGGGUGCACAAGGAGACCGUGGAACUUCAGGAACCUCUGGCCCUAAAGGUUCAACUGGUGAUCCAGGAAGAACAGGUGAACCAGGUCUACCAGGAGCAAGAGGUUUGACAGGUACGCCUGGAGUUCAGGGUGCUGAAGGAAAACCAGGACCAUUGGGUGCUCCAGGUGAGGAUGGACGUCCAGGGCCUGCAGGGUCGACAGGAACAAGAGGCCCUAUCGGAACUAUGGGACCAAUAGGACCCAAGGGUUUUAGUGGGGAUCCAGGAAAGGCAGGUGAGCAGGGAUCUGCUGGAGUUCCUGGGCAAAGGGGUCCACCUGGCAAAGAUGGAGAAGUAGGCCCAGCUGGUCCACCAGGUCCACAUGGUACAGCAGGCGAGCGAGGUGAACAGGGACCUCCUGGAAUGCACGGUUUCCAGGGGUUGCCUGGACCAGCAGGUGCUCCUGGGGAGGGAGGAAAACCUGGUGAUCAGGGUAUCCCUGGUGAGGGUGGUCCAGUUGGCCAAAUUGGACCAAGGGGUGAACGUGGAAUCCCUGGAGAGAGAGGAGAGUUGGGACCUGCUGGUCUGCCUGGAGCCAAAGGUAUCCCAGGAGCACCUGGUCCUGAUGGCCCAAAGGGCAGCCCUGGACCUACUGGUACAUUGGGCAAUCAAGGCCCUCCUGGUCUGCAGGGAAUGCCAGGUGAAAGAGGGAUCUCUGGCCCACCUGGUCCAAAAGGAGACAGAGGAGCUAUUGGUGAGAAAGGAUCAGAAGGCACCCCGGGAAGUGAUGGUGCAAGGGGUUUGACUGGUCCAAUUGGCCCUGCAGGACCCCAUGGCCCAAGUGGUGAAAAGGGAGAACCAGGCCCUAAGGGACCACCUGGUCCUCAAGGAUCAAGAGCAAUGCCAGGUUCCCGUGGUGAACCUGGGCCAAUAGGUGCUGUGGGCUUUGUCGGACCUCCUGGUCUUGAUGGUCAGCCUGGUCCAAAAGGACCACCUGGAGAGCCUGGACAAAAGGGUGAUGCUGGAUCUCCUGGCCCUCAAGGGUUGGCUGGCCCUCCUGGGCCACAGGGUAAACUUGGUGUUGCUGGACCAAAGGGUGGUAGAGGAACACAGGGGGCACCAGGUCCAACCGGGUUUCCUGGAUCUGCUGGAAGGGUUGGCCCACCUGGUCCAACAGGUCCUAUUGGUGAACCAGGUCCUCUUGGUCUUCCUGGAAAAGAGGGUCCACCUGGACUUCGAGGAGACCAUGGACCUCCAGGACGCCAAGGAGAAAGAGGCCCCCCUGGGCCUGCUGGAGGCCCUGGGGACAAAGGAGAUUCUGGAGAAGAUGGACCACCAGGACCUGACGGUCCACCCGGUCCUGCAGGAACAACAGGGCAAAGAGGAAUUGUAGGCCUUCCUGGUCAAAGAGGAGAGCGUGGAAUGGCAGGACUCCCUGGACCUGCAGGUCCUCCAGGAAAACAGGGUACAUCAGGAGCCCCUGGAGACAAAGGACCACCUGGCCCUGUUGGAGUGCCGGGUGCUAAUGGACCUCGGGGAGAUCCUGGACCUGAUGGACCCGCUGGAUCUGAUGGCCCACCAGGAAAAGAAGGUGUCAUAGGAGCCCAGGGUGAUCGAGGAGAUCCAGGCCCAGAGGGUGUGCUUGGAACUGUAGGACAGCCUGGGCCCCCUGGUCCUGUUGGUGCAACUGGGGGGGUUGGAAAGAGAGGAGAGCCUGGUUCAAAAGGACCCUCUGGCCCUCCAGGUCCAGCUGGAAAACGAGGACUCACAGGACCACAAGGACCAAGGGGAGAUAAGGGUGAUAUUGGUGACCAUGGGGAAAGAGGACAGAAGGGUCAUAGAGGAUUUGCAGGCUUACAAGGUCUUCCUGGAUCACCUGGCACAACUGGAGAACAAGGGGCCACAGGCAUUGUUGGUCCAAGUGGACAAAGAGGACCUCCUGGACCUAUUGGGCCACCAGGAAAGGAAGGCUACAUUGGGCAACCUGGACCAAUGGGACCUCCUGGUUCAAGAGGAUCUAGUGGGGAUAUUGGACCAGAGGGACCACCUGGUGAGCCAGGCCCACCUGGCCCUCCUGGCCCUGCUGGACCACCCACUGCAGCUGUGGAUGAUCUUUUUGGUGGAGCACAUGAUUUUGACAGUGGUCCUUCUCCCCCUGACAAUAAUCAGGAUGAGGCUCUUCCCAUGAGCAACUCUACAAGUGUGUUCCAGGCUGAUCCUGGAGUUCAGGCUACUUUAAAGGCUCUGAGCAGCCAGAUUGAUAACAUGCGUAGCCCUGAUGGUAGCAGAAAACAUCCUGCCAGAACUUGCGAGGACUUGAAACAGUGCUACCCUCAAAAAAAGAGUGGUGAAUACUGGGUAGAUCCAAACCAAGGCAGUGCAGAGGACGCCAUUAAAAUCUAUUGCAACAUGGACACCGGAGAAACAUGCAUCUCCGCAAUUCCAUCCAGCAUCCCCCGGAAGUCAUGGUGGAGCUCCCCAGGAAAUAAACCUGUGUGGUUUGGAGCUAAUAUGAAUGGAGGAACAUAUUUCACUUAUGGGAACAAAGACCAGCCAGCCAACACUGUCACAGUUCAGAUGACUUUCAUCCGUCUACUCUCAAAAGAGGCAUCACAGACUAUCACUUACCACUGCAAGAACACUGUGGGCUACAAGGAUGAAUCAACUGGAAACCUCAAGAAAGCAGUCAUCCUCAAAGCUUCAAAUGAUCUAGAGCUCAAAGCUGAGGGAAAUAACCGCUUUAGAUACACCGUCCUUGAGGACAGUUGUUCACAAGCAAAUGGGAAUUGGGGCAAGACAGUGUUUGAAUACAGGACCCAGAAAACAGCAAGACUACCUAUUGUGGAUAUUGCACCAGUGGACAUUGGAGGUUCAGAUCAGGAGUUUGGAAUUGAUAUUGGGCCUGUGUGCUUCUUGUAAAUCACGAAGUGGAGACGCAUUGAAGAGAUUCCUGGGACUCUCGUGAGUGACUGCUGAAAAGAUCAGCCUUGUACAUACAGAGCAUUGGACUUUUCUGGCCCCUGUAGCAAGAUAUUUAUUGUGCCUGCCAAGUGAUUCCUGAAAUCAACCACUCAACAAGGUUUUUUCCAGAUUGAGCCCUUGAAAUAAAUUCAAUUAACUGAAUUUUACUCUACAAGACUAUCCAUCAACUGCUGUUUUAAAUUGAGAUGGCAAUUGCUAACAACACCGUAAUGAUCGUACACACUGUACCAACGCUAGUUGCAAUUAAAAUCAUCUGAAUUUGCCUUUUUUUCAUGACAAUAUUUUUGUUUUUGUAUUAUUGUUACACAAAAAUGGUGCUAUAGAGGAAGUUUACGUUAAAAUGAAUAUUUUUGACUCCCAAAUCUGUACUCUUGUUCGAUCACCUUGUAGUUAAUUACAACAUGAGUUUACAAUUAAAGAUGAAAUUUUACAGAACAGUGCAAGCUACCUCGUUUCUAUAAACUAGCAAAAACUGACAGCAGACUUGCUGUAUGGGAAUUGUGAAAUGAGCUGUACAACUCUUUCAGCAAAAGUUUCAAAGCAGGGUAAAGAAAUGAAAAUAAAAUUCAAUUAAAUGCAUCUGAGACUCUAAUUUCUAAAAGGUGCAUUAUUAUUGCUCGUUUCCAUUAUGUAAAUCAAGUAUUCCCUCUAGCGAUUGGUUUUAUAUUUUUAUAUAAGGCUUUUGCAAAGGUAAAAGGCACAAUAUAGUAAACUCUGAUGUAGCUUAAAAACCUCCAGUUCGGACAAUUUGUGAUGUCAUAUUUUCUAAAGCAUGCAGGUAUUCCUAUAAUUCUGACUUUUUCUCCUUUUAUCAUUAUUUUAGCCUACUUUAGACAGCUUUUAAGUCAUUUUGUUUGGCUUUGAAGCUACUCUCAUGUAUUUUCUUUUUUGCAAAUUAAACAUAUGAUCAGUACCAUUUUAAUGAAUGAAUCAAAACCUUUUUUUCUCUUACAAAAUUGCUUGUUUUCUCCAUCACCUUUUAAGCAUGAAAAUAUAUUUUAAUGAAUAAAAUGUAAGAUAUUGCUUUGCUUCAUUAUAUCCUCUAUAAGUUGAUUUGUUUCAGUUUUGUUAAAACUUGAAUGUUUUAUAUUUUUAUUAUAUUUAUUUUUUCUUAAUUACAAAGAAGUGGCAGGGAUAACACAAUUUGAAAACAUUUUGUCCUUUCUGUAUGUUCAAUAUUAAGUAAAGUUGUAAAUCAUGUGACUAGAAAAUGUCUAAGAUUGCAAUGACUGCUUUAAGUUAGCAUUGUUUUAUGAGGGAGAAUUAAAUACGGCAAAUCCUCAAUUUACAACUCCUGUUUGAAUGUCAUAUUGUUAUUUAUUGUACAUUCCUAAGAUAAGCUUUCCACGAUUACAGAACUGAUUGAAAUAUGACACAUCUCAGUGUAGCACUAUGAAUGGAAAAACACUUUCGUUGAACAUUCAUUGGUCAACAAUGGUCGUGGGGAGUGGAGAACAUGAGUCUGAUUCCAGCGACGCUCCAGGGACAGACGAGUCUUCAUUGAGGCCAUCUUCCAGCAUAAACCACGGCGAUUGAAGUUCUGCACAAGA